Messenger RNA from Anopheles merus, 1262 nucleotides. Its product is annotated as phosphoglycerate mutase 2-like. Gene Ontology annotation, molecular function: intramolecular phosphotransferase activity. Gene Ontology annotation, biological process: glycolytic process. The coding region runs from base 140 to 907 and encodes 255 amino acids. Lineage: Eukaryota; Metazoa; Arthropoda; Insecta; Diptera; Culicidae. The record is from RefSeq and is a predicted model, not a curated record. The transcript has 2 exons.
GGAUCGGAAAGGUCGUCGUUGUGGAUUACACAGUUUGCUCCUGUGCAGUGGCAGCAUUUACCGUGCGGCUCGUAUCCUGACGGUUUCCGACUUGUCUUUCGAUUUCCAAAACAGGUGAAAAAUCUCGCUGCUAAGAAGAAUGGCCGCAAAGUACCGCAUUGUGAUGGUUCGCCACGGCGAAUCGGAGUGGAACCAGAAGAAUCUGUUCUGCGGCUGGUUCGAUGCUAACCUGAGCGACAAGGGUAAGGAGGAAGCCCUGGCCGCCGGAAAGGCCGUGAAGGAGGCGGGCCUGAAGUUCGACAUUGCCCACACGUCGCUGCUCACCCGUGCCCAGGUCACGCUGGACUCGAUCCUGAAGGAGUCGGGCCAAACGAGCAUCCCGAUCCAGAAGACCUGGCGCCUGAACGAGCGCCACUACGGUGGCCUGACCGGGCUGAACAAGUCCGAAACGGCGGCCAAGUACGGCGAGGAGCAGGUGCUGAUCUGGCGCCGCAGCUUCGAUGUUCCCCCGCCCAACAUGGAACCGGACCAUGCGUACUACGAUGCGAUCGUCAAGGACGAGCGGUACAAGGACGACCCGAAACCGAAUGAGUUCCCGAUGGCCGAAUCGCUGAAGCUGACGAUCGCCCGCACCCUGCCGUACUGGAACGACGUUAUCAUUCCGCAGCUGAAGGAGGGCAAGAACAUUAUCAUUGCCGCGCACGGCAACAGCCUGCGCGGUAUCGUGAAGCAUCUGGACCAGAUGACGGAUGAGGCGAUCAUGGGCCUGAACCUACCCACCGGCAUCCCGUUCGUGUACGAGCUGGACGAGAACCUGAAGCCGGUCGUGUCGAUGAAGUUCCUCGGCGAUGAGGAGACGGUCCGCAAGGCGAUCGAAUCCGUCGCUAACCAGGGCAAGGCCAAGUAAGGCGGCAAACGGGAGGAUACCCAUGCCAAAACCCGGAAGUUGCUAUUCGAAUAUGCCCCCCUUUAUGUUUCCGUUUUUGUGUGAUGCGUCCCUCGUUUAGAAGCUGUUGUUUGAGACAGGAAGUCAGUCAGUCUGCCAAGUCAGUAAUUUAUUUAUAGCGUAGCGGGGUGCGGGGUAGAGUGCACCACUCUAUUACACAAACUCUCUCUCGCACACACACAGCAGCUGCAGCAACACUAGCGUGUGUUGGGCGCGUAUCAACAGGGCUAGACCAGAUUCCACGAAUCGUAAUCUUAAUUGUAUUGUUCAGGAUAAUUGUCAUGAAAUAAAGCAUAAUUUGUUGACUGUCUGUAAA